GUAUACGCUUCUAGAUUUACGUCUUUCCGCUUAGUCGUACUUGAGUAAGUCACGGCAGAAAUAACCGUAGUCGCAGUCUUGAGCUCAAAGAAAUCGUAAAAAUGGCUACAAGAAAGAUGAUUGAGAAGGACGAUGCUCUGUUGAAGGAUAUUUUUGAUCUGUACGACACGUCUGGCAAGGAAAAGAUUGAUGUGAACUAUCUUGGACAAUGUUUGAGGGCUGCUGGAUUGAACCCAACCCAGGCUGAAGUCCGCAAAGUUGAACGAGACUUUGGGAAAAACUUGAUGGCUUUUGAAGAAUUUCUUCCCAUAUUUCACUCGGUUUCACAACACUGUUUGGCCACAGAGAAUAAGGUUUCUUCUGAAGGGGUCAUCGAUUGUUUCAAACACUUCGACCGAACAGAAAGCGGCUUUAUUUCUUCCUCGAUGCUACGACAUGUUCUCACAUCUCUUGGAGAAAAGUUAUCCGACGAGGAAUUUGAUGUAUUAGUCAGUAACUACAUCAAUAAUCGUGGAGAGAUCGACUACGAGACGAUGGUCAAGGAAAUUUUGAUGAUAUAGUAAACGACAGUGAACUUUUACUCCUCUAAUAAUUUAAAAACAAAGUUGUAACUUAAAACUUCUUAAAAUUGGUAGUGAAGGUUAUCUGGAACAUCAAGACUAGCGCUAAGUUAACGUAUAGUUUAGAUAAAUCUAUUUUAUAAGCCCAAGAAAUACUUUUCGCAAGAAGUUUUUAAUAUUUUGUGAAUUGCGACUAUAUAUUUCUUAGCGUGUCGUAGGUCAGAACUGUUUUGAGCAAAUAUCUUGAAGUCCAAAAAAUUAAAUAGAACAAUCUAAUGGUUCACUAUAAA
This is a messenger RNA of Actinia tenebrosa (Australian red waratah sea anemone), 850 nucleotides long. Its product is annotated as myosin-2 essential light chain. Gene Ontology annotation, molecular function: calcium ion binding. Gene Ontology annotation, cellular component: myosin II complex. The record is from RefSeq and is a predicted model, not a curated record. Lineage: Eukaryota; Metazoa; Cnidaria; Anthozoa; Actiniaria; Actiniidae.